Strongylus vulgaris is the source of this 528-nucleotide messenger RNA. NCBI's taxonomy places the organism in Eukaryota, Metazoa, Nematoda, Chromadorea, Rhabditida, Strongylidae. The record is from the annotation of a GenBank genome assembly.
AUGAAGGCAUUAGCAACGGAAAUGACAGACAGCUUCGGGAAGAGGCUGGCACCUUUAGGAUUGAAAGUUCGAGAGCUGACUGGAGAUACAACCUUGACGAAAAAGGAGGUUGCUGAAACUCAGGUGAGCGCUAGUGACAACUCAUUAACCUCAUUAGUGAGGUUAUUGAUCAUUGACGAGGUGGGUCGUCUGACGAAUUACCUUGAAUUUUACUUCGAUUGCACUUCUAUCCGAACAAUUCAAACAAAUGACUUCUUCAACAUACAAUCUCAGGUUCAUUUAUUGCAUGAUGAUCGUGGUCCUGUUAUCGAGACCAUAGUGGCCAGAACUUUACGACAAGUGAGUGGAAUCCAUUCAGUAUCUCGCUUUAAUACAGUUGAAAUGUCGCAAACUGGUAUCCGCAUAGUUGGUCUAUCUGCCACAUUACCAAAUUAUGUUGAUGUAGCACGAUUUUUGCGGGUGAAUCCUUACAAAGGCUUGUUCUACUUUGAUGGCCGAUUUAGGCCGGUGCCGCUCACACAGAAGUAA